AAAGUCCUUGAAAAUAAGUGCAGAUGAAUCAAAGUUGAAGUUUUCUUUUGUUUUCAGCAUUGAAACUGUAAGUUUCUAGCAUUUGUUAAAACAAGUUUUCUUUUCAAAUCCCGUGUCCGAUUAUGAUGUUUGACAUGUGAUUUAUAUAUAUUUUGUACCUGAUUGUUGCAUUGAAAAUAAUCUUGGUUACCUAGCAUGUGAUCACUCUGAUGUGCAUGCUUGAAGUCACACUCAUUGAUUUUUUCGGCCGGUCUGGCAUGCACGACUGUGUUAAUGAAAAAGUUCCUUGAAUUUGAGAGCCGAGAUCCUUGAAAUUGACCUGAAAAGUCCUUGAAUUGGGUUCCUGAAAAAGUGCAAGAAUCCUGGCACUAACCAUGAGGGCACCAUACCUUCUGUGAACUUGUGGGUUUACUGCAAAUAGACUAAAUAAAGUACACACAGCUUCGCAUUCAAUCAUGUUGAAUUUAUCAUUAAGAAGCGUGCUUCAACAAUGAUGAAUCUGUCCUUUGCCUUGAGUUUUAAAUGUCUAGGCAUUUUGCUCUUACAAGUUCACACAGUUUUACAAUGUCAUUCAAUAAUUUAGAUCUAGCUUCUUUGAUAGUAUUGAGGGAGGCUUUGGGAUUUUCGGUUUUGUGGUUUUGACUGUUUUGUGGAUCGGUUUUUGGGCCAAAAAGGUUUGGGUUUUCGGUUUUGAUGUUCACAGUGGUUUGUGGAUUUUACUUGUUUUGGCAUUUGGUUUUCGGUUUUCACGAAAACUCUGGUGCGGUUUUCAGUUUUUCCUUUUUGACCCCUUCAAAGGUGGAAAUGUAGCAGUUUUGUCAGGUUUGCUUGCGGUUUUCAGUUUUGCUGCCUCUUUUUGUUGUUUUUUUCUGUUUUGGAGGUUAGUUUCUCUGGUUUUGUGGUUUCCAAGAGGCCUCAAUGCCCGCCUCAGUAUUCUAUGAUUGUUUCUGCAGGAAAAAUGAUCCUCCCCUGUCGUGCAUUACACAGAACAGCUUUACUGUUGGUGAUAUAGAACAACUACUUGAAGAAACGGAUUUCAAGGGAUUUCCUGUUAUUGUAGACAGAGAAUCUCAAAGACUUGCAGGGUUUGUCUUAAGAAGAGAUUUGAACAUUGCCAUCAGUCAUGCACGGGCUCGUGAUGAAGAGGUGGUGUCAGCGUCAUCAGUCUACUUCUUACCACACCCUCCACGGUACCCCCCUCCUGGUCAACCACCUGCUUUGAGUCUCCGACAUAUUGUUGAUAAGAGCCCAAUACAGAUAACUGAUGCUAUGCCUAUGGAAACAGUGGUAGAGAUGUUUCGCAGACUGGGGCUGAGACAAACACUUGUAACACAUAAUGGUCGCUUAUUGGGAAUCAUAACCAAGAAGGAUGUUCUACGUCACAUUGCCACCCUUGCAAAUCAAGAUCCAGAUUCUAUACUCUUUCAUUAAGAGUUGUAACAUCACCAAGUUAAUGUAUUGCAUUUAUUUCUGUGGUAGAAGGGUAUAAGAAAUUACUUGGCAGCUAGAGAAAGAUGUUGCUCAUUUUGUCAUGUGCAUGGGACCAAAAAAUAAUCAUGGCAUUUGGCAUGCAGAGUCAAUCCACAGAGCUUCUGGUUGAACAUAUGAAUCUGUUAAGGAGCCAUCUCACAAUGUACUGCUUUGCAAUUCUUUAUUAAAGCUACUAAGCAGGGAAUAUGAUGGUCUUCAAAUAUGACUCCUGUUUUGGACUCAGAUAUUUGUUUGUCCCAUGCUUGGGACUAGAUGGAUAACACCUUUGUUUAUUUCACUAUUAAGCUUAACAUUUGGCAUCUUUCUUAUUCAGUUUACAAAAAAGUUUGCGCAUCUGCAUCUUGAACUUACAAUUCCUAAUAUUGAUGUGAAAAUUUUAAAGAAUUAAGUAUUUAUAACUGAAGUCAUACAGGCUACAGAUAUGCACCACAUAUACCCUCCAUUUCCUUGAAGAGUCAAUUCUGAUGUUAUGUAGUGUUUGAUAAACAGGCAAGUUUGCUUAGUGUAUUAAAUAACCACAAAACAUCCCUUAAACACACCAUAACGGACUACCAACAAUAUCAUGUCAUUCAUACAUAUUAUUUUCACUUUUGUCAUAGUUCGAGAUUGAAAAAAUCUAAGGAUGAUUAGUUCCCAAGGAAAACAAGUUUUUUCCUGAUCUCUUUUUUAAUCUAGAGAAUGCCUCUAAAAAUUUAAUUAAGGCGAAAUUGUCGUGUAGUAUGAGAAGGGGACGAUUUAAAGCAUUGUUUACAUCAAGCAAGUUUGAUGUGUAGAAGCAAUUUUAAUUAAGCAUUAAUCUGAGCUUUCAUUCAUUUUGCCCUAUUUUUUUUUGAAGGGCAAACACUCAAAACGUCAGCUUUAGAAGCUUUUUACAUUUUGGCAUGAUCAACUCAGUUGAUCAAACCAAAUUAUGUGGUAAUACCCCCAACCAAUACAGCACCACAGUUUCUAGAAACUUAUCCCAUUUUUUCAACUUAUCACAAAGCAUGACAUAGUCGUGCUACUUGAUGUGAUUUUUUUAUUCUUAGAAAUGUUUUACUAAGAAAUACUUUUUUAAUUACAGUUCUGGAAGGAUCAUGGUAGUUUUCAAAGAUGGUUUAGGAAAUUGUUUUUGACAACAUUAUUUGAAAGUUGAUUUGGCCAUGAGCAGAGUCUUCCUUGAUCUAGCUAGUUAAUUGAGAUGUAAAAAAUUUGAGAGAUGUCAGGAAAGUCUAAUAACUAGGAAGACUCAAAGAGACUUUUCUUGCCAGGUGGAAAGUUUGUUUACAAGGAUUUGUGAGCAUCCCUUCCCUCUGACACAGGGCGAAAAAUUUCAGCUUUGACAUUCAUUACAGUGGCCAAUUUAUGCUAUAAACUCAGGUGAUUAAACUGAAAUUGCUGUGUGAGCUUCAGUUUGUGUUCCCAAAAUUUGAGAAUUGUACUCAAUGCAAUUAAAAAACAUUUAUUUUAAAUAGGAUAAAAUAUUAAACUAUUCUGAAAAGUUGUAAAAGAACACUAUUUUAAGGAAAAAGUAUGUCUUAAUUUGUACCAUGAAUGAUUAAGUAAUUCUUCUAUCUUCAGUUUUGCCAGGCUAAGCUUUGUGAAGUUGUAUGCAAUGGGAAAUGAACUGGGAUAUGCAAUUUUACAAUUGGUACAGGACAUUAUUGUUAAGGGCUGCAAAAUCUAUAUCAACACCUCUAAUUAACUACAUUUGUAUAUGUUGUAUUUUUCUUUCUGGUAUUUCAGGAAUAGUAGCUCAACAAUAUUUUUGUAAGAAGAGUCAAAAGUUGUGAUGGAAUAAAUUUAAAUGAAUUUAAGCCUAAA
Messenger RNA from Stylophora pistillata, 3294 nucleotides. RefSeq names its product H(+)/Cl(-) exchange transporter 5. Lineage: Eukaryota; Metazoa; Cnidaria; Anthozoa; Scleractinia; Pocilloporidae. The record is from RefSeq and is a predicted model, not a curated record. Gene Ontology annotation, molecular function: voltage-gated chloride channel activity. Gene Ontology annotation, cellular component: plasma membrane; Golgi apparatus; early endosome. Gene Ontology annotation, biological process: chloride transport; transmembrane transport.